UUUCAGGUAAAAGGAAGCAACUUUUGAGGAUGUCAGUUGAUGAAGCUCCAGUGAACGCGUACAAGUGAGAACUGAGGAUUCCUCCUCUAUUCUGCAAUGGACUCCUCAAGGAUCGGCCUGGACUUCAUCGUGGAGAACCCGGAGUACAUCAGGAAGCUGGCAGCCGCUUUGGACACCACCAACGUAGCGGUGAAAAAGCAGGUCUUCGAGCUGCUGUCGGCCCUGUGCGUACACAACGAAGAAGGCCACGCCAGAGCGCUGGACACCCUAGACCACUAUAAGAAACUGAAAGGUGAGAGAUAUAGACUGAGCGUGAUAGUCCAGGAACUAGACAGAGCAACGGUGGUCGAGUACCAAACAGCCCUAGUCGCAUUCAUCAAUUGCCUUAUAAUAUCCACCCAAAGGUUGACCGACAGGGCCCGUCUGAGAAACGAAUUCAUAGGAUGUCAUCUACUUCCUGUGCUCAACAACCUCAGAAAAUGUGCCGAGGCAGAGCCCGAGCUUGCAGUCCAACUGGACGUCUUCGACGAGCAACGAGAAAGCGACGACGCCCAGAGCCAACAUGGACCUCACGGCGUCGACCUUAAUUCUCCCCUGGACGUUUUUUACGCCAUCCUCAAACAGGUGGCGGAGUCCCCCCAGGAGAUUCCUUUCCUGAGCAUACUGCAGCAUCUACUCAGGAUAGACCCCAAGGAACCCAUCAGUGACAUCAUCUGGGACACGGCAGAGAGGCUGGUCCACAGGGCUACCCUUCUCGAGAACAGAGAAGACGUUACCAGGUUGCUGAGGUCUCCCAGUGCGACACAGUCCAAGUUCUUCUGCCACUGUCAGCACAAGGUCGAGUCUAGUCCCAGUAGGAGGCAGUCGCUGAACAACAUACCGCUGAGUCCGACACCUGGGCCGCCUCCGCCGCCACCCCUAGGUCCUGCUCUACCUCCGCCCCCUCCGCCGCCCCCGAGCAUUCCCGCGCCCCCCUGUAUACCCCCUCCCGUUCCCGCGCCGCCCCCACCCCAGCAUAAGUCGAAAACACCCGCCGUCCACCACGCGGAACCCGACGUCGUGAUAGAAAAGUUACCCCAGCAGGAAAUACCGGCACCGAAAAGCAAGAUGAAGACCAUCAACUGGAACAAGAUACCCAAUAACAGGGUAAUAGGGAAGAACAACAUCUGGACCCAGGUGGCGUACACCCAUCAGGACUCGCCGAUAGCCGACAUGGACUGGUCGGAAAUGGAAGGGCUGUUCUGUCAGCAGGCGCCACCUUCCGCCCAUUCGUCUCCGAAGUUGGGAAACAGGGAUCCGAGUGAUAACGUUGAGAGACGGAUGAGAAAAGACACUUCGGAAAUAACUUUACUCGACGGUAAAAGAAGCUUGAACGUGAAUAUCUUCCUGAAACAAUUUAGAAGCUCAAAUGAAGACAUCGUUCAACUAAUUCGAAACGGCGAACAUGACGAGAUUGGCACGGAGAAACUCAAGGGCCUCCUUAAACUCUUGCCCGAAGUGGACGAACUGGACAUGCUCAAAUCCUUCGACGGAGAUUUUAACAAACUGGGGAACGCUGAGAAAUUUUUAAUCCAACUGACGAAUCUACCAAACUACAAACUAAGGAUAGAAAGCAUGCUCCUCAAAGAGGAAUUUGCUUCGAAUAUGGGUUACCUCGAACCUAGCAUAAAUUCAAUGAUCAUAGCUGCUCAAGAUUUGAUGACCAAUAAACCCCUACAGGACGUUUUGUACAUGAUACUCAUAGCUGGAAACUUCUUAAAUUCUGGAGGUUAUGCUGGAAACGCCGCAGGUGUAAAAUUGACGUCUUUACAAAAAAUCACCGACAUAAGGGCCAACAAGCCCAACAUGAAUUUGAUACAUUUCGUAGCACUGCAAGCCGAGAAGAAAAAUAAGAAGCUUCUUUCCUUCACCGACAACAUUAGCGUCUUGGAGGAUGCAGCGAAGACUACUGUGGAACAGUUACACAACGAAAUAAACGCCCUAGACGUGAGGAUAAAGAAAGUGAAGAAGCAGAUAGAUCUUCCCACGACCGAGCCUGAAAUAAAAGAGCAGAUGGUCGUUUUCUUGCAGAUGGCGGAGAGGGAGGUGGCGAACCUACAAAGGAACCUGGGCGAACUGGACCACGUCCGUAGGGAACUGUCCGACUUUUUCUGCGAAGACGUCAAUUCCUUCAAAUUGGAGGAAUGCUUCAGGAUAUUUCACGGGUUUUACUGCAAGUUUAAGCAGGCGGUCUCCGAGAACGAGCGGAGGAGGAUCCAAGAGGAGCAAGCCAACGAAAGACGAAGGCAACGGGAGGAGUUACUGGCGACUAAAAGACGACAAAUGGAAAGCUUAGCGGGCGCUCCCGACUCGGACGGUUUCUGUAUAGACAUGCAAAUUUACGACACCAGGACUUUCCCCUUGAAAAAGGGUCGGAAGUCUACGAACGGCAGUGGUCUCUCCGAGGACGAGGUUUCCCUCACUGGAUCGCCUUGUCUUUCCAGACGUGGACUGGGCUCUUUCAACGGCAACGGAGACGGGACGGGAAAAGAAGAACGAUCACCCGACAUAACUCCCAACGGAAGUCUGCGAAGGCGAAGGAGCCGCGUCCUGUCCGAAGACGACGAAGGAAAUUUGAUGGAUUUCCUGAGGGCUUCCGGGAACGACAACAACCGAGAGAGAAAAUCUUGGGGUAGCCUAGAUCGUUCCUGGGCGAGAAAAGCGAGAGGGAGCGGUCCGAGGAAGCGACCGGCUUUGCUGACCGCCGAUUUCUCGUCGGAAAGGGAGCGUCCCUCGUCACCGUCUCCCUUAACCGAAAGCAAACCGAUUCUGUCUGCACCCGAGGAAGAAACGAAGCCUAAGGAGUGGAGGCAGAAGAUUGAGUCAUGGUUGCAGGCGAACGAAAGCGAUCAGACUAGCGACGAGCAGAGGCGCCAGGCUAGGAGGCUGACCAAUAGGAGGUCCUUCGAAAUGGAUUCGGAGAGUGAGAGGAGCAGCACCCUGGACACCUUACCGGAAGGAAAACAGGUCUACAGCGGCAGCCAGUCGAACUACAGGAAAGUAUUCCCAGACUGGAAACCCUCCAGCACCAUAGACAAGAUGGACGUGGUCGGAGCGAUGGAAGCUGUAGAAGAAGUACAACCGCAAAUUAAAGACAAAUCGGCUUGGCGCAAAUCCAACCUCAACGUAUCCAACAGCACAGAAGAAACAAAAGACGACAACUACCUAGGUCGACACACCCUACCUCGCGUCCACCGCUCGGACAACACCCUGCACUCCAUUGAGGAAGACAACAAGGACCUGGACCGCAAGGGCUUCAUAACUUCCCUGGGGGAGAGACCGCCGACCGACAAACUUACCCUUUACAUUCGUAAGCCGGGCGAUCCUCUACCGUCGCCGAACGGCGAGAGAAAGUCCAAUCUGACCUUCGUACCUAGAAGGAUGAGGGACUCCCAGCAAAGCAUCGACUCCAUCAGCAAUAACAAAGUGGAAAUAGACCAGGACAACAUAGAAACCCCUCCGGCGACCAGGAAAAUCUUCACUCCCACUCCCGUGGACAAAAGAGAGCCCGUCCAGCCCAGCCCGUGUAGUAGACGCUUAGGCAGGGCCAACAGGGAGGCGGUUCUGAGUCCGGAGGAGCCCGAGAUCAACUCUUCCUUGGGGGACGGCCAAUUCGAUAGGUACUCGGCGGCAAGGCGUACGAGAAGGUACAAACGGAGCCAAGAAAGCAACGAGGCUUCCUCGCCGUCCGAAAUUUCGGCAGAGGCUCUAGCGGUAAAAUCACCGACUCAGAUAGAGAUUUCCCAACCGGUGGACGUUGAGUCCGAGGGGGACAAGGAGAUUCGGUUGAAGGCGUGGCAGGAGAAGCUGAAGAUGCAGAGCGAGCAAGAUAGGAACGAAAGGGGGCACCACAAUGAUAGCGAUGUCGGGCUGAGUAGUUUGGAGUUGAACAGCGACAAUAUGAAUGUAUCGAGGACUUACAUAGCACCGGAAAAGACAAAGGUGAAAUCUAGCAAAAUCGACAUUCCCUCCCGCAAGGCCAAAGAACACGACAACGACGAAGGCUUUGAAGAGACGCAGAGCCUCAUGUCGGAAUCCCCCAGCCAAGGAGCGUCCUCGGGGGGAAACUACGAAACCGACAUGGUGGAUUCCUCGCAAAUCGUCAUAGCAGAAUUCACCAAAACCAAACCUGUCCGAGCACUCUCUAUAGAAAGCAAGGGUACGAUUGAUUCCACCACCAGCAGCGAAACGCCUGUGCCCAGCACAAGAACCGCCCGAUCUUCCCCGAAAUCCACCAAAUCUCAGACCUUGACUACACCAAAACUGCCUCGGGGUUUGGAACGAACCACUUCCCUAAGAAAACCCGCCCAAGACAACGCAUUAAACAAAAAAAGCGUCAUCCCUCGCAGGUCGGAAAGUCUAAGGAGGACCGACGUGAAACCCGCCGCACCCCCCGCAGCGAAAUCGAACAGCAUUCAAAAAUCCAACUCGAGAAACUCCAUCGUCAGCUCCAGGAGCUCCCUAAACAGCGCCACGUCGACCAGCACCGUGAAGAAGUUACCCGUCAAACCAAAUACCAGCAGCAACCUAAGCCGGCCCGUCCAACGCACUCCCAGUACAAAGUCUAUAAACUCGACGGGCAAAACCAACCUGCGGAGGACGACUUCCAACAGCAGCAACAUCAGCAACAAGCCCCCGAGACCUCAGGGGAUGAGCUUCAUGAAACCGACGACUUCCAGCUCGACUAGGAGCACCACCAGCGCCAGCACCGCGAGGAGCUCCUUUAGAUCUAAGAAUUUGUAAGAGUAGCGAGGUUUGUUCGGUGAGAGACGUUGAAUUUGUAGUAGUUAGUUUAUUUACGGCUUGCUCAGAAACAAGUGGCCUUUCCACGAUUGUAAAAAUCAUUUAUGACGUUCACAUUGAAGAAGUGGCCUUUGGUGGGUUCCCCGCGGAACACCACGUUUGUUCUUUUCAGGUAGUACGUAGGAUGAAUAUGUUGGUGCCAUUCCAUGUCUAACGUACGUAAGAUUUCUAGGUAAUUAAAAAUGACCAAAUAAGAAUCUCGAAUAUAUUUGAAUGUUUGUUCACUGACAUCGUCGAUUGACGGCUCGAUGAUCUGAGCGUGUAAAGUGAGAAAAAGGUGCCGGAAUGUUUGGCACCUACACUAGGGGGAUCUCGUAGCUCGUCGAUCGAGAUUUAAAUGAAUUUUUGUUAACUAGUCAAAAGAAGAAUUUUUUAUUGUAGUACUUAAGUGAAAACGAGCAUUUUAAGCUUUUACGACCUUUUUUACGAUGCAAUAAAGAACUUGUAAUUAGGUGAAUUUUAAUAUGCAAAUAUAUGGUAGCGUAUCGAAUUUUUAUAUUUUAAACAGUAACCCAGUUUUUAUUUAUGUAAUUUAAUUUUUUUCGUAAGUCUAAGACAAUUUUAAUUUUUUAUAUUUAUUGAUCGCUAAAAGUAGGUCUUUAUAGUGUAACUUGAAAAAUGUAAUUUUUCCACAGUAUUAUCAGAAAAAAACAGUAAAUAAAAGACUAACUUUACUCAUAGGUCAUCAUUAGAUCUUCCAGUUAAUUUCUCUACAAAAAAUACUUUAUAAAUUAAUUUCAACUAAUAACUAAUUUUUUUAUAUUUAUCUGUUACCAAAUAUUU
Molecule: messenger RNA, 5625 nt
Organism: Anoplophora glabripennis (Asian longhorned beetle)
Lineage: Eukaryota; Metazoa; Arthropoda; Insecta; Coleoptera; Cerambycidae
Product: inverted formin-2
Exons: 23
Coding region: 97-4782 (1561 amino acids)
Biological process (GO): cellular component organization
Molecular function (GO): actin binding
Source: RefSeq, a predicted model, not a curated record